Messenger RNA from Nilaparvata lugens (brown planthopper), 747 nucleotides. Its product is annotated as odorant receptor 67c-like. The record is from RefSeq and is a predicted model, not a curated record. Gene Ontology annotation, cellular component: plasma membrane. Gene Ontology annotation, biological process: detection of chemical stimulus involved in sensory perception of smell; sensory perception of smell. The transcript is spliced from 5 exons. Gene Ontology annotation, molecular function: odorant binding; olfactory receptor activity. NCBI's taxonomy places the organism in Eukaryota, Metazoa, Arthropoda, Insecta, Hemiptera, Delphacidae. The coding region runs from base 45 to 674 and encodes 209 amino acids.
AAGAUGUAAUAACUUACAUAAUCUUUGUCGCGCCUCAAGUAUUGAUGUUUGCCAUGUGCUCUUUCGUCGGCUUCAUUUGGUUUGCUCCCUUCAUUACAUCACUUUUCCACCUGAUGAAAGAGAUCGAUAUACUUUGCCUCUCACUCAAAGACAUGGACUACUGGUUGAAGGAUAAAAUUGAUUCGAAUUAUGAGUUUCAUCUCAAACAAUACUUCAAGGGAGUAAUUGAACACCAUCAGAAUAUUUGCAGAACUGUGCAAGAACUCAACGAAGCUCUAUCAGUUUUCCUUUUCCUGUUCAACUGUGUUUGUUGCGCACAAAUAUGUGUUUCACUCUACAGUUGCUUUGAGAUGAGCGAUUCCGUAUCUCAAAUGAAGUACAUACUUCUCCUUGGUCCAGUCUUUAGCUGCUUCUAUUUUUUCUGUUGGUCUGGUCAGGAGCUCAUCAAUAAAAACGAUCAGCUAGAAAGAGUGAUCGCCGAUUGCAAUUGGAUGAACAAGCCGAAGUGGUUCAGAAGUUCUCUUCGUAUCAUGAUUCUCAGGUCGAGUAAACCGUUGCAAAUAAAACCUUUCGGAUUGUACACUCUCAAUUUCAACAACAUCAUGAUGGUUUGUCGAGCUGCUUAUUCAUUUUUCAACUUUAUGCACAAAGUUCAAAUGAAAUCCAUAUCUUGAAUAACCAAGGAAAGGGGAAAUUUAUCGACAUUUUUAGGCAAUAUGUAGGGGGCACUCUUCACAAACUCAAAUU